Mycena citricolor is the source of this 2650-nucleotide messenger RNA. The record is from the annotation of a GenBank genome assembly. Lineage: Eukaryota; Fungi; Basidiomycota; Agaricomycetes; Agaricales; Mycenaceae.
GAGCGCCCCGAGUCUGCGCGCAGUACUUUUACCUCGACCCAGAAACCACCUCGUCGAGUUGAUCCAGUUGUUUGUUUGACUCGAUCGGACCAAUUUUCCGACCUCCCUUUCUUCUCGACUACACACUCCAUUUCUGUAGCUCCCUGGACUGGCGCCAUAUGGCCGGUGCCUCUUCACCGGCAUACGCAUGCGCGUGUCUCAACGUCCGGAUACACCGCGCCUCGCCACCGCCCGCCUCACAAGACUCGACUCCACCCGCAGCAGCCGCGACGGAGAAUGAGUUUACACGGGUCUAUGUUGGUGAUGAGGGGAUAUCCAUCCUAUCGGUGUAUCGCGUUCAUCAGGUCGUCUCUUUGGAUGCGGACAGCAAGGAUGGGCCCUCGAUACCUGCGGAAGAUUGGGUCGAGCGAGAUAUUCUCAAAUCGUCUUCAGGUUGGAUCGAGGUGCACAGACGAUGUUUGACCGGAAAGUCCAUUGCACAGGCCCAGUCGUCCCUUUCCUACUCGCCGCUGUUCUCUAUGAUCGUUCCGACUAUCACGAAACCGGUGGAGCCCCCGACACUGGAAGAAAUCCCACCGAUGUCCUACCUGACACACUUGACCAAUCUCUUCCUUCCACCACCCUUCACGCCCAGUCACCCUGUAUUUUCUCAUCUCGCUUCGCUCGCCAAAAUGCAGUCAGAUGCCCGUCGAGCGGCCCUCGACCAGGAGAUCGCUGAUUUUGUUCGCGCGAAGACCGCGGAACUGGCGCAUACCGAAGCGGUGUUGCGAUCGCAAGUCGAAGCCUUGUGGCGCAAAUUCCACGAGGGAUUAGAGGCGGCAGAAAGUCUAGGCAUGGCAGCAGGGGUCGUGUCGCCUCGGUCACCGCGCUCGCCUGGCCCUGGCCACAACUCACGCACCACCUCAAUAAGCGUACCCGCAUCAUCUGUCACGCGCGACUUUGAGCCGCUUCCCGUCCCCCCCACACGCUCAUCUCCCCCCGUUGCGAUUGCCUCCUCUUUGUUGACGCGUGCAGGGCAGCAUCUGCCACGUGCAGCACCGGCUACCCCGAUCCGACCGCCCUCAGCACACUCUGGUUCGAGCCGGACGUUGACAGGGAGUUCUCCCACGCUAGCUGGAUCGCCUCAUGUGCCUCCGAGGCCGUUUGAGGGUUCUUCCGUGAUCCAGUUCCGGAGGCAGAUGGACGAGGAGAUCAAUACAGUGGCCAGUUAUCGGUACUUUCAGAACCUGGAAGAGGAUAUGGCCCGGAUGCAGGCUGCUCGCGCAGUAGCUGAAGCCACUCAUGCACCGCCAGUUGUGGAACCACCUCCCCAGGCUGGCCCCAGUAAAGUGAACGGCACAAAUGGCACGACUGAAAAACCGCAAGAACCAUCGCCAACAAAGGACAAGGGGAAGCGGAAGGUGGUCACGUUCGACUCUCAACCAGCGGUCGUUACCAUCAAGCGGGAGGUGAAGGCCGAGAUUGAGGAGGAGAAACGAUUGGCGCAGAAUGAAUCUGAAGAGAUGGUUUUCGAUUUGGAGACGGACGACGAUGGCCAGCAAGCUGAUGCUGAACACCUCGCCAUCAAAUUGGUCGAACCAGAACAGCCAAGAACGCAGCAAAUCAGAGCCUCCCGGCGGAAAGUGUCAGACGAUCCGUUGGGCCUUCCGCAGUCUUUUGCGGCUCUACGCUCGGCAUCUAUGCCGAUACCUUCGACAAUAAACAAGAUAUGGUCAACUGAGCCAUCAAAUGACGAAGAGCUUCACGAGGAGCCGUCAGAGGAGGACGACCAAGUGCCAGAGAUGGAGUUGUACGACUCGCGUGAUCUGGAGAUCCGGAAAAUGGUCGGUGCCAGCCUUCCCAGCCAUCGGCGAGGCUGGUCGAAAAACGGCGUGACCUGGAAGUCAUUCGUCACACGAGGGCGAGCACCGGGGGAUGAUCAGAUUGAUGCUGAUGUUGAGGCUGCGGCUCCCCCAGUGGCGAACGGACUCCCCGGAUCAAUGCCUAUUGCCAUGCGCUCUCUGACGCAGUCACAUCCGGUGCUGAGCCUUGCUUCGUACCGACCACCAGGUCCCUCAGAUCCCCGGCUGCAAGAAGACACGCAUAUCCCGUCAAGCUCUGUGCGGAAGCAGCUCUACAUCGAACGAGACAUGAUCCGAGGGAUCGACCCUGGUGCCUUGGAUUUCGCCACGGACGACGAGGACGAGGACGGCCUUCUUCCCGCUCCGGCUCCCGUCAACGUCGUUGUGCCUGACAGCACGCUCUCGCCACAUCCAAAUGACAUGACUCUGGACACGGAGCUUGGCGCGGAUGACGGGAGCGGCCGUCAAUUGGCAUUGAAGAUCCUCCAGGCUCGCAACGAGCUGCCUGAUUCCGGCAUGUGGCGCAGUCUCGCAUCCUGAUCCCAGCCAGUCCUGCCGGCAAUAUACACAUCACUUGAUUCACUGCUUUCCCUGCAUAUAUAUCAUUCAGCCUGCAUAUUCACUCGCAUUUAUCUUGCCAUGGCAAUUGUACAUAUUCUGAUCUACGCUCCACAUAAGAGUAAUCGAGAAGCGGAGAUUUCCUUUUUCAGUGAGAUUGGAGUGGCUGUCUAUUGAGCAUAGUUCGUGUGGCAUUCUAAAGUAUAGUAACACCCCUUUCGGAUGUUCAGUCGAUGAAUGGCUUAUUACCU